Asparagus officinalis (garden asparagus) is the source of this 1106-nucleotide messenger RNA. Its product is annotated as glutathione S-transferase U17-like. Gene Ontology annotation, molecular function: glutathione transferase activity. The record is from RefSeq and is a predicted model, not a curated record. Gene Ontology annotation, cellular component: cytoplasm. NCBI's taxonomy places the organism in Eukaryota, Viridiplantae, Streptophyta, Magnoliopsida, Asparagales, Asparagaceae. Bases 216 to 905 code for a protein of 229 amino acids. The transcript is spliced from 2 exons. Gene Ontology annotation, biological process: glutathione metabolic process.
GUUCAAUUAUUAGACUAUCCCCAUCGCCUGCGAAACUCUCAGCUUCUUCCACAAGUUCCACCCAUCUACCGUGUCCACACCAAUUACUAAUAACAUGCAUUAAUUUCCAUCCACCUAAUCCAUCCGAAAAAACUAGUCCACAAAAAAAACUCAGCCCGACCUUCUCCUUUAUAACGCCAUCAAUAUCCUGCAACUCAACUUCAAGCUACCCGAAAAUGGCUGAGGAGGAGGUGAAGAUACUGGGAGCAUGGCCGAGCCCAUUUGUGAUGAGGCCGAGGAUAGCGCUGAACCUCAAGGGAGUGAAGUACGAGUUUCUGGAGGAAGUUUUGGGGGCGAAGAGCGAGUUGCUGAUGAAGUCGAACCCUGUGUAUAAAAAGAUACCUGUGAUGAUUCACAACGGGAAGCCUGUUAAUGAGUCGAUGAUCAUUGUUGAGUACAUUGAUGAGGCUUGGGCUGAUGGAAAGCCUGCAAUUUUGCCGGCUGAUCCGUAUGAUCGCGCUGUCGCACGCUUCUGGGCUGUGUAUAUUGAUGAUAAGAUUUUCCCUUGCAUGAAAGCAACACUGAUGGCGCAAACAGAUGAAGCCAAGACAGAAGCAGGCUCCCAAGCCAGCACAUCCCUCCAACUCCUUGAAGAGGCCUUCAAAACCUGCAGCAAAGGCCAGGGUUUCUUCGGUGGCGAAACCAUCGGGUCCCUUGACAUCGCCCUGGGAUGCUACUUGGGCUGGAUCAGAGCCACUGAGAAGAUGACAGGCGUCGACUUAUUGACUGUAGAGAAGACGCCACUGUUGGCUGCAUGGGCCGAGCGGUUCUGUGCUGAUGAGGCGGUGAAGGAGGUGAUGCCGGAGACUGACAGGCUUGUGGAGGUUGCUAAGAUGCUUCAGGCUAAGUGGAAGGCUUCCGCUUAGUAAAGAGAUUGUUUGUGUUUAGUUUGUUGUGGUAUUUGAAUAAACCGACUCGUUGCUAAUGGGCGAGUUCUAAGUUUGAAUGUUGUUUUUGAAGUAGAAAGCUAUUUGAUGGGAUUUGAAUCUCAAAUGCUUAGAUGUUAUCUUAAACGUCAAAGGUUAGUGACGUUGCUUUUAUGAGGAUUUGGGUGAUUUAAUUUGUUA